Messenger RNA from Centropristis striata (black sea bass), 970 nucleotides. RefSeq names its product dickkopf-related protein 1-like. Gene Ontology annotation, molecular function: co-receptor binding; receptor antagonist activity. The transcript is spliced from 5 exons. The record is from RefSeq and is a predicted model, not a curated record. NCBI's taxonomy places the organism in Eukaryota, Metazoa, Chordata, Actinopteri, Perciformes, Serranidae. The coding region runs from base 74 to 823 and encodes 249 amino acids. Gene Ontology annotation, biological process: negative regulation of canonical Wnt signaling pathway; multicellular organism development. Gene Ontology annotation, cellular component: extracellular region.
AGUGCCAGUCAACCCUGAAAGGCCUCGCCACGGAAGUCCAUUAAUUCGCAGAGCAGAAUUUAACAGGAGAAACAUGCAGAUUCCGGCUGCGCAUCGCUUCUUGGCUGUGUAUCUCACGCUGUUUGGAUACCUUGGGGACGUUUACGCGGGGACAGUGCUGGUGAACUCCAAUGCAAUCAAAAACUUGCCCGGUGGCAAAGGCACCGAUACUGUCAGCCCGAGUCCGCGGACAUCUCCCGCCGGUAUCGGACACAAAAUACCCGGAGACACCUUGCAGCAGUCAGGUGUUUGCACGUAUGAUGAAGACUGUGGAGGUGAUGAAUUCUGCAACGACGCCCGAGGCGCCUGUCUGCCCUGCCGUAAGAGCCGGAAGCGUUGCGCACGGGACUCCAUGUGUUGUGCAGGAAACCGCUGCAGCAAUGGUGUUUGCCAGGCAAAUGAUAUAUAUGGUACAGAUGCAUCCAUCAUCACUGGCCCGCACAAACACAACAACACCAUGGAGCAUCACAGCAAGAAGCCUCCCACUGCCCACAGCAAUCAGCCUCAUGCUGCUAAAGGCCAGGAGGGUGAUACUUGCCUGAGAUCUGCAGACUGCUCUGAGGGUCUGUGCUGCGCCAGACACUUCUGGUCUCGCAUCUGUAAGCCCGUGCUGACGGAGGGCCAGGUGUGCACACGCCACCGCAGGAAAGGCACCCACGGCUUGGAGCUGUUCCAGCGCUGCGACUGUGGCGACGGUCUGGCCUGCCGACCAGAGAAAGGAGAGCGAGACCACAGUGUCAGCAGGACUGCAGCCCGGAACCUACACACCUGUCAGAGACGCUGACACUAUAGCGUGGACACAUAAAGAGACAGAAAUACACACUCAACACACACACACACACACACACACACACACUCAGCAAGCCCACAAAUCAGUCACAGACACUGACAAACACUUCUCAGCCUUGCAUACACCAAAGAUGCUGACACA